AACGGCACAAAGUCCGUCAUGACUGGCUUGAUGAUAUUGUCACCACCUGGUGUCAACGCGUUGUGCAGUCAUCCUCACCAGCGAGCGGUUGCCAGGAUCACCAAAGCAGAGAGGAAGCCCACCUUCAGCACAGGCGGACUUCUGGUCGCUGCUUUGGCUGCAAGGUCUUGGCGGCGGGCGCGAUUGCGGCUGGUGUGCCGGGCCCUGGCCACGAAGGCAGAGGCGGAGCUGCUGGAAGAGCUCCGGGAAGCAGAGCCCGGCGCGGCCAGGACCUUCAGGUUGAAGGGGCGGGACGUGAAGGAGCUGACCAAGGCUGCGAAGGAGCUGGGCCUCGCCACCUGCCGCGAGGGAUCCACACGAGAUUUGGUGGUCUACAAGUCCGGCACCGAGCUCCUCUAUGGGCCUGUGCCCUACGGCUUCGAUGAGCUCGGGCUGCACAGGGUGCUUGUGGCCGCACUGCAGCGCUGGACGCCUCCACUGCAUCAGGCGACCCACGUCCAGGCUUCGGCGAUCCCUAAGCUACUGGAGGGUCGGGACGUUUGCAUUCAAGCGGAGACCGGCUCUGGCAAGACUUUGGCCUAUCUGCUCCCCGCGGCCCACGUGGCAGUGGAGCGCACCUAUGGCGAAGAUGCGCAGGAUGAGGACUUGGACGAGGAGGUGCUAGCCGCGCAGGCGGAAGCCUCGGAGCACACCAAGGCCCAUGCCUGGAAGGAGGAGCUGGAUGAUGAGCCAAGCACCAGCGUGUGCUACAGGGUAGAGCGCACUGUAGACCCCCGGGAGACGAGACUCGCCUCCCGGCCGGAGAAAUACGCCACGCCCACGGGGAAGCGCUUGCACCGUGGUGAUGAGUUCAUGAGCAGGAGCGUCGCUGGCUCCGCCCUGGGGCUGCAGUUUAUCGAGCUGGCGGACGGGAGGGGCUGGUACCCCUGGGACCGUGCCGACCUGGCGCAGAGGUUUGGCCUGACGGCCGUGCAGUACGCCCGGGGCCAGCGUGUGGAGGCCAAGGAGGACAUCGCCUACAGCUCGGGGGAUGUCAUCAAGUGCGGGCAGAAGGGCACUAUCCGGCGGCUGCUGCCCUACGUGGGCGUGCGCUGGGAUGGCCUUGAGGGCGUGAAGGCCAUCCCCACACCCAGGAAGAUGCUGCAAGACGAGAGGAAGGUGCUGACGACCAAGAAGAAGUGGGCAAGCUGUGCACCGGACACGCUGAUUUUGACAGCGACCCGGGAACUCUGCGAGCAGGUGGCGGAUGUGGCGCGCACGUUGGGAUCGCUGAUGCCGGAGAAGGUGCAGGAGAACUGGAAGGUGGCGGUGGCGGUGGGGGCGCCUCCGGGCGUGGGCAAGCGCCUGAAGCGCAGCAGCGAGGAGUGGCCUUUUCCCAAAGGCGAUGAGCGGCCGGACGUGGUGGUCUCCACCCCGGAGUUCAUGGGCUACUUCUUCCACAAGAAGCACAUCUCCCUCUGGGCCAACAUCCGGUACAUUGUCUAUGACGAGGUGGACAAUCUCGUCUCGGGCACCGUUGCGAAGCUCAUCGAGCGGGUGAAGGUGAUGCUGCUGCGGGCCCAGCGCACCGAGGGUGCCAAAGUGCAGACUGCGCUGGUGAGCUGUGUGAUGCCGAACCAGGGCGGCAAGUCCACGCGGAUGCUGAUCGGCAGAUGGAUGCCCCACGCGCUGCGGGAAGCCGAGAGGCCAGACUUGCUGCAUCGUAACCACCCCAUGGUGCCCAUGAAGUGGAAGUACGUGCCCGAGGGCUUCGACGAGAAGGUGAAGCUCCUCUUGCAGCAUUUGUACACGGAAGUCGGCGUCCAGAAGGCGAAGGGCCACAAAUAUGUGCAGCAGAAGACCUUGAUCUUUUGCAAUAGCACGCAGACAGCUGCGGAGCUGGCGGAGCUGCUGGCCACCACCCACAACUUCCGGAAGAUCGGCAUCUUCGUGAAGCAGAUCGGCAACGACGAGCGGCGCAAGCGCUUGCGCCUCUUCCGGGAGGGCGAGGUGACUUUGAUGGUCUCCACUGACCUGCUGGCACGGGGCAUUGACAUUCCCGACCUCACCAAUGUGAUUCAGUUCGACUUCGCCAGGAAUGUCGUCAACCACCUGCUGCGCUCGGGCCGCGUGAGCCGCGCCGGGUCCCGGGGCCGGGUCUUCAACAUGUACGACGACGGGGACCAGGGCGGAAAGGACUUAGCGGAGGCGAUCCAGGAGCUGGGCACUGCGCCUUUGGACGGUCUCUUCAGCCGGCGCCGGGGCUUCCGACACAUGCUGCAACGCACGGAGGCGUUCCGUCAGAUGCUGCUGACGCAGGGCCUGUCGCUGCCAGCCCACCUGCAGGCGGCCCCGGAGCCGGUUCCGCAGCUGGGCCUGCGCAGCGAGGCGGAGGCGCAGGCGGCGCUUGAGUCUUUGGAGCAAGAGGAUGGGGAGAAUCUCGCCCCUUUGUUCAAGCCCAUGAAAAAGGGUCGCCGAAGUCUGCCCAGGAGCCGGAGGAAUCCACGGAGGCCUACGGCCAGUUCAUGGAGAGCGACGCGGAGAAAGACGCAGAGUUCAACGAGAUGAUGGAGGCACUGGAUGAGAGCGAAGUGGACGAAGCGGACAGCCAGACGUGAAGCUCGGCCCAGCGAAUUUCGAGCAAUUAGGGUCUUCACGUUCAAGGCGUGCGGUUGGGGUGUCUUUCUUUGAGGGUAC
Effrenium voratum is the source of this 2676-nucleotide messenger RNA. NCBI's taxonomy places the organism in Eukaryota, Dinophyceae, Suessiales, Symbiodiniaceae. The record is from the annotation of a GenBank genome assembly.